AAUUAAAAGAUGUCUUCUUUUCUAUACUUUGCCCUUCUCACAAUUUUCAUACCCAUCAUUCUCCAUUCACCAUUUUCUCAUGCUAGCCCGCGAACCCGCCCGUUCGACAAAGUCUACGUCUUCGGAGACUCUUAUACCGACACGGGCAACCUCAACGACGCCACCCGACCAUCCAUCUUUCACCACGUGGACAGCCUUCCAUACGGCCGCACGUUCUUCCACCGCCCCACUAACCGAUACUCUAACGGCCGUCUAGUCAUAGACUUCAUAGCCGAAUCACUCAACUUACCCUACUUUCCACCCUACCUUAACAAGCACGCCAAAACCACUCACGGCGUCAACUUCGCCAUCUCCGGCUGCACCGCCAUUCCAAAUUCGUUUUUCGCCAAAAACAACCUCACAUUAGAUACCGUCCCACAAUCACUUACAACACAACUCACUUGGUUCAAAGAAUACACCAAGGGUUCCGGAUGUAAAGACGCGGUUUCAACCCCGGCUAAAUGCAAGGCCGUGUUCAACGGUGCGUUAGUUUGGAUCGGCCAGAUGGCUGCCAAUGAUUAUAACUACAUUGCUGGAUCAAAAAUCACUAGCAAGGCGGUCCAAAAGCUAGCCAUAAAGUACCAAACACAAGUUAUAAAUGAGCUUUUGAAAAUGGGUGCAAAGCAUGUAGUUGUACAAGGCUUGCCCGCGACUGGCUGUUUACCAUUCUCGUUCAUAAUGGCGCCACGCCCAACCCAACUCGAUCAGAUAGGUUGUGUUGCAUUCAAGAACAAAGAAAGCUACGACCAUAACAUCGCGCUACAAGCAAAACUACAUGAACUACGCAAAAUGCACCCGUCCGCGGUGAUUGUGUAUGGUGAUGAUUGGCAUGCGUACCGUGAGGUUUUCGGUAAUGCUGCGAAAUAUGGGUUCGUUGAGCGGUUUAAAGCGUGCUGCGGGAGUGGAGGGGGGGCUUAUAACUUUGUUCCGGAUCCGAGGAGCACGUGUGGUGCCCCUGGGGCGAUGUCGUGUAAAGAUCCGUCGCGGUAUAUGAGUUGGGAUGGGUUACAUGUGACCGAAGGGUUGAACCGGGCGGUCUCCAAGUUGUUUAUCGACGGUUUGUUCGCUCAACCGCCGUUCCCCUAUCUUUUGAAAAAAGCGGUUGAAUCAUGAAGGUGAUGAUACUCUAACGUACUACAUGUUUUGUCUAGAAUUAAUAAGUUUGUAACUUUUAAUGAUUUGAUGAAUGCUUGAGAUGAAUAAGAAUGUAAGAGGGUAAAAUUUGGGUAUUUAAGUUAUGUUAUAAGUUAUAACCAUGGUAUAAGAAUAUCGAAAUUAUAUGUUGUUUAAGGGCACCUUCAAUGUCGUCUAGGGAUGACCAUGGACAAGAGAGUGGACGUUCUUAUGACUUUUUUUUGGAAGAACUUACUAAAGUUAAUAUAUA
Molecule: messenger RNA, 1423 nt
Organism: Helianthus annuus (common sunflower)
Lineage: Eukaryota; Viridiplantae; Streptophyta; Magnoliopsida; Asterales; Asteraceae
Product: GDSL esterase/lipase At3g48460
Exons: 1
Coding region: 10-1152 (380 amino acids)
Molecular function (GO): hydrolase activity, acting on ester bonds
Source: RefSeq, a predicted model, not a curated record